Dipodomys ordii (Ord's kangaroo rat) is the source of this 4343-nucleotide messenger RNA. RefSeq names its product sortilin-related VPS10 domain containing receptor 2 (gene Sorcs2). Gene Ontology annotation, molecular function: protein binding. NCBI's taxonomy places the organism in Eukaryota, Metazoa, Chordata, Mammalia, Rodentia, Heteromyidae. Bases 1 to 3876 code for a protein of 1291 amino acids. The transcript has 32 exons. The record is from RefSeq and is a predicted model, not a curated record. Gene Ontology annotation, cellular component: membrane.
AUGGCACUGAAGGCGGCCCCUGCCGAGCACCUGCGGCCCCAGUGUGAAGAUGGCGUCCUGGGGGCUGGCAGUGUCCGUGGGGCGGGAGCGCGGCUCGUCAGCGGGAGCGGGCAGGGCCGUGAGAUGGGCUUGGCUGGCGUGCUCUCAGCCUGGCACGAGACGGUGGUGACAGAUCAGAGGCUGUGCCGGGUCCGGCGGAGGGGGCAGGGGCAUCACGAAGCUGCCUGCUCCUAUGCCCAGCGGGCUCCGGCGGGCAUCCGUCGCCAGGCUCCUUCCGAGAGCCAAGGCCUCCAUGUGCUGCCAGAGUUCUGCCAAGUGCCCGUGCCGCACGUCCAGGGUGUGAACGUGCUGGUGUUUCUCCUCGUUGCUGGCUUCCCCCUUCAUAGCCCCCCUCGUUCUCCCUUCCCAAAGCCCUGUCCCCAGGAUCGGCCUCUGCCACGAGUGCUGCGCCCGCCCAGCGAGAACCGCGCAUCCGUGCUGCGCCCAGCCGUCCCGGGGCGGGAGUGUUUGGUGAAAUGCUCGCACCCUCUCUGCUUUUGCGUCUUCACUUGUGAGAUGGAGAGGAUGAGGACGGGGCCCCAGCAGCGCCGGGGUGCGGAGGCCGGGCGGAGCGGACCGGAGCGGGAGGGUUUGUACCCGUGCGGCCAGACGCCAAACCUGGACGACCCGACCCAAACAGGGGCCUCGGGCAGCCUCGCGCCACCCACCUCGUGGGGACGGGAUGGCGUGAACGCCUGCGCAGAGGGAGGCCCCGAGCGGCCCCCGCCUGCUGAUCUGCCUUACUUGGCGAAUGCCGCCUGCAUUUCUUCCUUUGUCCCAGCAGCUCAGGUGAUCUUGAUCCUGACGAAGUACUACCACGCAGACAUGGGGAAGGUUCUGGAAAGUUCUCUGUGGCGGUCCUCGGACUUUGGGACGUCCUACACCAAGCUCACCCUCCAGCCCGGCGUCACCACGGUCAUCGACAACUUCUACAUCUGCCCGAGCAACAAGCGCAAGCUUAUCCUCGUGAGCUCCUCCCUGAGCGCCCGGGAGCAGAGCCUGUUCCUCAGCACAGAUGAGGGUGCCAGCUUCCAGAGGCAGCCCAUCCCCUUCCUCGUGGAGACCCUCAUCUUCCACCCUAAGCAGGAAGACAAGGUCCUUGCCUACACCAAGGAGAGCAAGCUCUACGUGUCCUCCGACCUGGGGAAGAAGUGGACACUUCUGCAGGAGCGCGUGACCAAAGACCGCGUGUUCUGGGCUGUGUCCGGCGUGGACGCCGACCCCAACUUGGUGCACAUGGAGGCGCAGGACCUGGGUGGAGGGUUCCGGUACGUCACCUGUGUGAUCCACAACUGCUCCGGGGAGACGCCCGCGGCCGCGGGCCCGGUGGACGCCGGCUCGCUGACUGUGCAGGACGAGUACGUCUUCUUCAAGGCUACGUCCACAAACCGGACCAACUACUACGUCUCCUACCGCCGCGGGCCCUUCGUCCUAAUGAAGCUGCCCAAGUACGCGCUGCCCAAGGACCUGCAGAUCAUCAGCACGGACGAGAACCAGGUGUUCGUGGCGGUGCAGGAGUGGAACCAGGCCGACACCUACAACCUGUACCAGUCGGACCCGCGCGGCGUGCACUACUCCCUGGUGCUGGAGCACGUGCGCAGCUCGCGGCAGGCGGAGGAGAGCAUGGUCAUUGACAUCCUGGAGGUCCGAGGGGUGAAAGGAGUCUUCCUGGCAAACCAGAAGGUUGAUGGCAAGGUGACAACGCUCAUCACCUACAACAAGGGCCGAGACUGGGACUACCUGAGGCCGCCCAGCACCGACAUGAACGGGAGACCCACCAACUGCCAGCCGCCGGAGUGCCACCUGCACCUGCACCUGCGCUGGGCAGACAGCCCCUACGUGUCAGGCACUGUGCACACCAAGGACACCGCCCCCGGCCUCAUCAUGGGUGCAGGUAACCUGGGCUCACAGCUGGUGGAGUACAAGGAGGAAAUGUACAUCACGUCGGACUGUGGGCGCACCUGGCGGCAGGUGUUCGAGGAGGAGCACCACGUCCUCUACCUGGACCACGGCGGCGUGAUCGCGGCCAUCAAGGACACCUCCAUCCCCCUCAAGAUCCUCAAGUUCAGCGUGGAUGAGGGCCUCACCUGGAGCACGCACAACUUCACCAGCACCUCGGUGUUCGUGGACGGGCUGCUGAGUGAGCCCGGCGAGGAGACGCUGGUCAUGACGGUCUUCGGCCACAUCAGCUUCCGCUCUGACUGGGAACUGGUCAAGGUGGACUUCCGGCCGUCCUUCCCAAGGCCGUGUGGAGAUGAGGACUACAGCUCCUGGAACCUCACGGACCUCCAGGGUGACCACUGCAUUAUGGGCCAGCAGAGAAGUUUCCGGAAGAGGAAGUCCACAUCCUGGUGUGUCAAGGGGCGGAGCUUCACGUCGGCCCUCACUUCACGCGUGUGCCAGUGCCGGGACUCCGACUUCCUCUGUGACUACGGCUUCGAGCGCACGCCCUCCCUGGAGUCUGCAGCUGACAAGUGCUCCGCCAACUUCUGGUUCAACCCCUUGUCACCUCCCGAGGACUGCGCCCUGGGCCAGACCUACACCAGCAGCCUGGGAGCCGUGCUCCCCGGGCUCUGUGACACGCUCUGGCGCCGGGUCCCCACCACGGCCCAUCUGCCCCCACACCGCCUUCUGCUGUCGCCAGCGCCUGGCCCUCCUCACAGCCAGGCGGCUCCUCCGACAUGGAAGACGGCUGUGCCCCUGGAAGGCGCUGCGCGGUGCCGCCCGUCCACUCGGGCCGCGGGCCCAGCGGAGGCCCCGGCUGAGCGCCCCGCCGUCCCGCAGGGCGACGUACUCACCACCAGGUACCAGGUGGACCUCGGGGACGACUUCAAGGCCAUGUACGUGAACCUCACGCUGAGCGGGGAGCCCAUCCGGCACCGCUACGACAGCCCCGGCGUCUACCGCGUGUCCGUCAGGGCAGAGAACGCGGCCGGCCACGACGAGGCCGUGAUCUUUGUCCAGGUCAACUCCCCGCUGCAGGCUCUCUACCUGGAGGUGGUCCCCGUCACCGGUGUCAACCAGGAGGUGAACCUCACGGCCGUGCUGCUGCCCCCGAACCCCAACCUCACCGUCUUCUACUGGUGGAUCGCCCAGAGCCUGCAGCCCCUGAUCUCCCUGGAGAACCGGGUGGCCACGCGCUUCGCGGAGGCGGGGGAGGUGCGUGUGACGGUGCAGGCCGCGUGCGGGAGCUCCGUGCUGCAGGACUCCAGGGUCGUCCGUGUGCUGGAUCAGUUCCAGGUGGUGUCCCUGCAGUUCUCCCAGGACCUGGACAGCUACAACCCCAACACCCCGGAGUGGCGGGAGGACGUGGGCCUGGUGGUCACCCGGAUGCUCUCCAAGGAGACCAGCAUCCCCGAGGAGCUGCUGCUGACCGUGGUGAAGCCCGGGCUGCCCACCCUGGCCGACCUGUACGUGCUGCUGCCCCCACCCCGGCCCACAAGGAAGAGGAGCCUCUCCAGUGACAAGAGAGUCGCAGCCAUCCAGCAGGUGCUCAGUGCUCACAAGAUCAGCUUCCCCGUGCGAGGCGGGCUGCGGGUCCUGGUGGCCCUGCGGGAGACAGACUCAGGUUCCCAGCGGCUGGGCGGCGGCGGCUACUGGGCGGCGGCGGUGCUCUUCGUGGUCGGGCUGCUGGCGGUGGUGGUGUUCAUCCUCUACAAAUUCAAAAGGAAACGCCCGGGCAGAACCGUGUACGCCCAGAUGCACAACGAGAAGGAGCAGGAGAUGACCAGUCCCGUGAGCCACAGUGAGGACACGCAGGGGACCGUCCAGGGCAACCACUCGGGCGUGGUCCUGAGCAUCAACUCUCGGGAGAUGCACAGCUACCUGGUCAGCUGAUGCCCGGACCACCGUCUCCCCGCGGAGGACGAAGGAGCCCAGGUGCGGCUGGGAGGCCCCGCCGAGCCCUCGGGAAGGCCGCCUCCUCCCGCCGUGCCCGCCCAGGGAGCAGACACUCCCCAGCCGCUCCUGACCGCCCACCCGGACCAGGCCCAUGGUGCCGCCGAUGUCCCGUCCCUGCCUCUGGCCCUGGACCCCGCUCACGCUGCCCUGCUGCCCAGCUGAGGCCUGACUUCUCCCAGCAGAGGCCACUCUGUCCGGAGCGUGGGGUGAGGCUGCCGGGCUGGCCGGGCCCUAGGUCUGCAGCCUCUGCCCUGAGGCUCCUGAGGCUGGGGGCUUCCCAGAGUCCCGUAAGCCAGACCCACCCAACACCACCCUCCGGUGCCCUCCAGUGCUCCUCUUCCUGUUAAACUGCAGAUCCUGUAAAUACCUCUCCAGGUAGCCCGUUGCAUUCGGGGCACGUUUAA